Sordaria macrospora k-hell is the source of this 969-nucleotide messenger RNA. RefSeq lists its product as uncharacterized. Lineage: Eukaryota; Fungi; Ascomycota; Sordariomycetes; Sordariales; Sordariaceae. The record is from RefSeq and is a predicted model, not a curated record.
AUGCACAGUACUGAUACUUACGACGUCCGGAGAGGCAAACGCAUCCCCAAACUCUUAACGGCAUACUUUCCCAACUACAUGGACCGCUUUGAGGCCUUGCUAGCCUUAAUGCGUCACUCCAAGGCCGCUGUAGCGGAUCUCAUUGCGGAGUCCUACAUGGAUCGGACCAAGCUCUCGAGCAAUCAUACCAACAAGCUCCGCAAUUUUAACAAGGACGUCAAGGCCGCGGCCAGGUUCAGUGGCAGAACGAUCACUGAGAACGGAAUCACCAGGAUUUACGACGUCGCUGGAAAUCUGGUCAAGCAAUUUUGCCGUCCCGAGAAGCGCCCGCUGAGCGAGUUGUUGGGCAACCGCUUGGCUGCUAUUGCAAAACCGAAGCGCGACAAGACGAGGACGACAUCUGGACCGACCUCGGGCAACAGCAGCAACUCGGAAUCGCCGGUGGGCGCGGCUGGUGGCUUUUUGACGCCCAUUCAAGAGGAAGACGAGAAUGUUGUGGCUGCCAGUCAGGGACAGGAAGAGGGUCAUUUGGACGAAGCCAGUGAGAAAAAUGAGAACGCGGGGGAGGCCUUUCACCACCCCAAGGCCUACCAGCAUUCACCAUGCAAUGAGCAAGCUUACGGCAGCCAUCAGUAUCCUACACCCGACGAGACUCAGCUGCUCGACGAACAAUCUAACCUCAACAUCUCGCAUAAUACGACCAGCCAGCAUCUGCCACUCGGCAAAAGUCCAACCAUACGGCACCCCACGGCCGACCAGAAUCUACUGCCGGGCGGACAGUCUGUCUUCUCCAACCAGUUUCCUACCACUGAGCAGGAUCUCUUGGUCAGCGGACUUUCCCACAGCAACAACCAAUACACGCCGGACCAGAGUCCGCGAUUCAACCAACAGGCAUACGGCAGCGAUAACUAUUUUACACCGGACUGUCACCAACAUGCGUUGGUCGGUGAACAGUUGGUGCAGCACUAA